CAAAUUUCAGGUUAUCUGUUUUUCUGCAUUCUAUACCAUAUUGUUAGUUUUGCAUUCGUUGGCUAUAUGAGUGAUCGAACGCGAUUAUUAUCAACAGCUCUGGAUCCAAAUGAAGAUCCUGUAACGGGUCUGGAGAGAGUAGCAUCCUUUACAAAUGAGAAUGCAGAAGUAAGGAGAAGAAAUCGCGAACAGGCGCAACGUGAAUUGGCAGAAGCUCGCCGGUACAAAUCGCAUACAAACAAAGAGAAAGAAGGCGCAGUUUCUUCACGAUACGAAAGUUUAAAUUAUGAAAUUGUCGAAAAUAAACUCUAUCAGGCUGAGGAGAUGGAACCUGGCCAUCAGAAAAAACUUUUUCGCCAAUCAGUAAAUAGAUGGGUUGUGUGUUUCUUUAUUGGAGUUUUUACUGCAAUUGUUGCAGCUGCUAUAGAUAUAACGAUAUACUAUAGUAGUCUAGUCAAAUUCCGCUUGAUCAUUAGCAGUUUGUUAAAUUUUUGUGAGAAAAGGAUGGAAGUUGGAGGUGGUUGCAUAUGGACGGUAGAAUUUGCAUGGAUUUGCUAUAAUUGCAUUCUGAUCACAAUUUCCGCUUGUUUAGUUUUAUUUCUCUCUCCUAUUGCUGCUGGUUCAGGUAUUUCACAGGUCAAAUGUUUUCUAAAUGGUGUAGAAAUACCAGGUGUUGUACGACUAAAAACUUUGUUUGCAAAAGCAUUUGGUGUAGCAUGUACAGUUGCUGGUGGCUUAAGCGCUGGAAAGGAAGGCCCGAUGAUUCAUUCUGGAGCAGUGGUUGCAGCUGGUAUUUCACAGGGCAAAUGCGUCACCUUCUCACUCGACUUCCAUAUUUUUGAACAAUUUCGGAACGAUCAUGAAAAGCGCGAUUUCGUGAGUGCAGGUGCAGCAGCUGGGGUAGCUGCAGCUUUUGGUGCCCCUAUUGGUGGAGUUCUAUUCAGUUUAGAAGAAGGAGCUAGCUUUUGGAACCAAAGUUUAACUUGGCGCAUGUUUUUUGCUGCUAUGAUAUCCUCAUUUACUUUGAAUUGUAUCCUCAGCGUAUUUCAUGGAGUUGGUGGGUUUUUAUCAUGGAAUGGAUUAGCAAAUUUUGGUGUUUUUGAGAAUCAUAGCUACAACAUUUGGGAAAUACCGAUCUUCCUUCUCAUUGGCGUUCUUGGAGGCCUCUCUGGCGCUUUAUUCAAUUGUUUGAAUUUAAAACUCUCACGAUUCAGGAAGAAGUAUAUUCGAAGCAAAUGCCAGAAGUUGAUGGAAUGUUUACUAGUUGCUGCAGCGUCCGCAUUUACUGGAUUUAUUACACUGUUCUUAGUAAAUGACUGUCAGCCAGUUGGCCGUAACCCAAAAUUAACCGAACUGUGGUGUCGCAAGGGUCAAUACAGUGCUGUAGCAAAUUUAUUCUUUCAAAGUCCGGAAGAAAGUGUCAAAAGUCUGUUUCAUAGUCCAGCAAAUUCGUAUGCGGCUAGUACGCUAUUAAUAUUUGCUGUCGAGUAUUACUUCUUAUCAUUAUGGACAUAUGGGCUGUCAGUUCCGAGCGGUAUUUUCAUACCCACAUUGUUGACAGGUGCAGCAUGGGGUCGUCUUGUUGGAGUUAUUGUCGAAUACAUGUUUCCUGAUAUUACUGGUAUGCAUCCUGGUAAAUAUGCGCUUGCGGGAGCUGCAGCCCAACUGGGUGGUGUUGUGCGGAUGACAAUUAGCUUGACCGCUAUUCUUGUUGAAGCAACCAGAGAUAUCACAUUUGGGUCUUAUGAUGCACAUAUUGAAUUAAAUGAGGUACCGAUUUUGGGUUGGUGUGCGCCGGAACUAUCACGCAACAUAUUAGCAGGGAGUAUAAUGAGGAAGGAUGUAGUAACAAUGAUGCCGAAAGAACGUGUUUCACGCGUGGUUGAAGUUUUACAUGCUACAUCACAUCACGGUUUUCCAGUUAUUAAUGAAAUUAAUUCUCCGUCGAACGAGGAAGAAAUACCUGAAUAUGGUCAUCUGAAGGGGUUAAUCCUGAAAUCGCAGCUAAUCAUUCUGAUUAAGAAACGAGUUUUUUACAAGGAUCCUGACUGUCAAGUUUUGGUAGAUGGAAGCGAAUUGGUUCAGCUGUCUGAUUUCGCCGCUGAAUAUCCGACAAAGUUACAACUGUCUGAAGGGGAUAGAAAUUGUUGGAUAGACUUAACUCCUUAUAUGCAUUCAAGUCCUUAUCGAGUACCUUUGAGUGCUUCGUUGCCAUCGAUAUUUCAUCUCUUCCGUGGAUUGGGAUUGCGCUAUGUAGCUGUCAUUGAUGAUGAAAAUAAACUUCGUGGAAUUAUUACUCGGAAAGACCUCGCAAGAUUCAAGGGACGUCGAACUUUCGGAAAUUAUGCUAUAUGGGAACGUUUUGUCUCGGACUUCGAGACUUGA
Molecule: messenger RNA, 2385 nt
Organism: Loa loa (African eye worm)
Lineage: Eukaryota; Metazoa; Nematoda; Chromadorea; Rhabditida; Onchocercidae
Product: chloride channel protein 7
Exons: 18
Coding region: 67-2385 (772 amino acids)
Biological process (GO): transmembrane transport; chloride transport
Cellular component (GO): intracellular membrane-bounded organelle; lysosomal membrane
Molecular function (GO): voltage-gated chloride channel activity
Source: RefSeq, a predicted model, not a curated record